This is a messenger RNA of Petromyzon marinus (sea lamprey), 7172 nucleotides long. RefSeq names its product acid-sensing ion channel 1-like. Gene Ontology annotation, biological process: sodium ion transmembrane transport. Gene Ontology annotation, cellular component: plasma membrane. NCBI's taxonomy places the organism in Eukaryota, Metazoa, Chordata, Hyperoartia, Petromyzontiformes, Petromyzontidae. The record is from RefSeq and is a predicted model, not a curated record. Gene Ontology annotation, molecular function: pH-gated monoatomic ion channel activity; ligand-gated sodium channel activity.
UAUGCUGCUGGGUGGAUAGAGGAACGGGGGUUCAAAAACUUGCCCCAUUGUUCAACUGCCGCACUGGGAGAUCGAAUAGUGCCGACGACCUCUGAAUUAAUUAAUUCAGUGUGCCAACCAUUACAUCAUGGCAGCAUCUGAGUUUAAUCAAUGAGACAUUAAAGACUCUUUUUUUUGUAAUCGACACGAGUGUUUUUAACCUUCACCAGUGUUCGCUUGUACCAUUUAGGCAAUACAUUUUGUGUAAUUUGCUAGACUUAAAGCAAGUACAAUUGGUUUUCUGUGGACAGAACAUCUCAAUUAUUAGGAUUAAUUCUGGAUUGCCUUGAGUUAAUAUGGUUAGUUCUUUGUCUGUUUUUCCAGAGAUGCUUUAUGUGUUUUGGACUUGGUUCCACCUCCCUGAGGCAGAUUUCGAAAGCAGGGAUACAUUACGUGCAAGUGUUUUGCAGCUUUGUAAGCCAGCUGCAUGCAUGUGAAUAGCCCUGUUUUCAUCAGACGCAAAAAAAAACUUAAGACGUCACGCAACGUUUUCAGAAGAUUAAUGUUCGAGCUCAGUAAAAUAUAAUAAUAUUUUUUCUAUUCAUAAAGUGCCUUUCAUCAAUGAUUUCAAAGCACCGUACAAGACACAGCAGACACUAAGCAAAAAAAUAUAAAAAUAACUAAUUAAUCUAAAAACUAAGAAACAACAAAAUAAUAAAGUAUAUACUAAAUGCCAAAUGUCGUUUGCUAUCGCUAGGUUAAUGUUUAUCAACGCAUAUCUCUGAAAAAUGUAAAAAUGAGCUUCACAGCAGACAUUUGAUGGUUCAUUAGGCAAGAGGCAACUGCACUGCAGCUCGGAUUUUUGGUCAUGCAUUAUUUAUUUUAAAAAAUAACAUUUUAUUAAUUAUUUAAGCCAUGCAAAUCGCGGCCCUUACUAUGCGAACGUGAUAUCCUCAAGCGCACCUUGGUCAUAUGUAUCCAUAAAAUAAGUGUAUUAUUAAAUAUUCAUUAUAUGUGCCUUCCAAUUUGACAACAAAUGUUAAACACCGUUGCAAUGAAAAACAACACAUUUCCUCAUUAGUCCAAUGUGAGCAAUAUAAUUUCAAAAUUUCCAAUCUUUAAGGCAUUCUUGGUAGCAAUCACAUAUUAUUCAUGUAUGGAUGUUGUAAUAGGAUGCUGUCUACUUUUUUUUUAAAUCGCAGCUGAUCUGAACCGCAAAGGGUUACAGAGAAACGACCUUUCAGAUGAUUGGCUAAGGCUCCCCCAUGCCAGACUUUACCCGCGUGGAGAUGCCGUGCGAACGCCGGUACGCGCGCACACGCGAUGUCAUUCGCGCGUGCCACACACGAAGCCACUCCGCUGGAGGCCGAGAGUGGGAGACGUGUCGCAAGCGGGGAGCGCACGAAAGCAAGAUAAAAAAACACACAGCAAUGGGGCAGAGAACGUGUGGGAUUGUGCCUCUUCGUCUGACUGUGGAGCUGCCUGCGUCUUCAACUGCGUCGUCAUUCGCCAAAUAUUUUGGCAGCUCUAAGUAUUUUUUUUAGUGGCUGCUGAAAAGUCCUACGAAUUCUAGAACGUCCCUUGUGUUCGGCCGACUGAAUACAUUUUUUUUCCCAAGAAGAAGUUUAUACGAGUUCGUGCUAUAGCCUUUGAGUCGAGUGCGAACGAGAAAUUUUGUUAUAUUUUUUAAAACAUAUUUUGCAGGCACCUCCCGUGGACUUUUGGAAUAUUAUUCGCAACAUUGUGCGGAUGCCGGGCGCUGUGCAUUCGCCCUGCUCUUGAGGCUGAGUACUGUACUGCGAUGUUUUUGCCAGACUUUUCCGAUGUUAUCCUGGAUCGUAACUAGUCAUUGCAUGGUGACUAAUCUGCGUGUAUCGUCAAUGUUAAGUGCAUGUAUUAUUUAUUCAAGGACAAAUUGAACGUCGUCUGUUAUGUUUUGCAUCCAAAUAGAUCGUAAAGUCAAUGUGGUUGUUAUGGAUUACUUCUCGUUGUAACGAUAUAUAUAUUUUUAAAAUAUAUCUAUUGUUCAUUAUUUUAGUUUUUAGUCAAGCUUUAUUGAAGAUAACAUGUUCUGCCUUUAAUACUUGCUGCAGUCUUGUUUUGUUAUGUAAUGUAAUAAUUGUGUCAUGAGAGGAGAAAUCGGACACUGUUCAGAGAACAAGAGGCGUGCAUGCAAAUUAAUCGGUGUUAUUCAAAUCUGUGAACGAGAGCAUUCGGGCACUCUAAAUCAGGCAGUUUUUAUUUCAGACAAAUACUGUACACCAUAUUUAUAUUUCAGUCAAUGCGGUGUGCAGCAAAUAUAGCACGUAGGUUGGCAGUAAGUAGGGUGAGCGAUUACAUCAUUUCUGUUUUUGCACGUCAGUGUGUCUCUGUGUUCAUGCGCUCUUCUGCCUCUUGGGGAGCGGGAGAGUGGAUUGAUGCAGCCCCGUGUGUGCCUCGUCCUUUCCCAGCAAAGACGGAGGUGGUAGGCGGGGGGGGGGGGGUGUUGCGUUAGUCUCUGAGCUCUCUUCUCUGCCUGUGGAGAUGGAGGUGAAUUCAAUUCCCGCUCAUGGGAGAGUCUGAAAAAAUGAUCGACUGCGGUUGUUACACAGAAGCGCCGCAUUGGCGCGCAUGACCCGUUUUAACGAGAGCCACGUAAUUUUCCACAUUUGAAGCCAGAGUUAAAUGAAAGAGGGGAUGGAAAGAUAGGGAAGGUGAUAAAAGCUCUUCGAAAAGUCACUGCUAACAGCCACCGUUAAAGGCAUAAUGUGCCCUCAGCCAUAACGUCACAGUCUCAGGCAGUCACUUUGGAUAUGGAUGGAUAUCAAUCCAAUGGAUGUCUUCACUUUGAGAAAACUGUAUCGUGUGGUGAUUUUUCUCUUCAGGGUUUCCAUUUAUCCUAUUGCCUCUCGAGCGCGGCCGUGUAUUUCUCCAGGGCUCUUUGCACGUGUCGGUCUGGUGAUGCACAGUUUGGGCACGCCUCAGUCCCAUUGAUGUAGAGCUCCAUAGACCAGGCAGAGCAGCCUUUUGGUGGUGUGUUUCAAAUAAUUUAUACAAAUCAUGGCCUACUUCCAUUAUCAUUUGUGCUCUAAAAAAGCCACUUCUCGCGUGUAAAUGUUGCCCGGCAGUAAAAAUUUGAUUAAACGGAAGCUGGAGAAGUGACACUGCAGAUAGAGGGUGCGAGUAGGCGAUUGCAAAAGAUCUUUCUGGGUGAACUCGGCGAGGGGGGAUGCGGUCUUCGUUUGCUGCGGCCAGAGUUUUUUCGAAGCUGUCGUGCAGCUCUGAGUAUGGCCUCUAGCCCCGCUGAUGAACAGCCUUCGGACACCGAUGAGCUCCCCACAGUUCCCCCUGCUGAGUCCCCGGCCGACCCCGCCGAUCCGGCCGAUCCAGCCGGUUCCAAUAAUGAAGCAAAUGAGCAGAACAACCUGGUCGAAAUUUGCAGAGAGCAGGAUGGCAACAACACAGAAGCUGGUGAGACGACGACGACGACGACGAGGAAGACGACGACAAAAUCUGAAUGCCCCGCCAGCGAAUGGGUCCUCCGUCCGCCGCGUGGCCCAAAGACUGCCCACGCCGCGUUUGUCGGUCGUGCCAAGAUCCAUGGCGUUCGCCACUUCCUGUGGCCCCGGCACGCUGUCACCCGUCGGAUCCUCUGGCUCCUGGCCUUCAUGGCUGCCCUGGGCCUUCUCCUCGCCUGGUCGGCUGACCGCAUCCAGCACCUACUAUCGAGGCCUGCGCACACCAGGGUGAGCACGUCUUGGGUGCGUGGUCUUCCCUUCCCGGCCGUCACCUUCUGCAACAACAACCCCGUUCGCUUUCCUCGGCUCACCAAAUCGGACCUUUAUGUGGCCGGCAUGUGGCUGGGCCUGCUCACUCACGCUGAGUCUCAACAGCCACAAGCAACCUUUGCGGCGACAGCCGCGAACCUCACGGCGAACCCCCACAUGAUGGCCGGUCUCUCAGAGCCGAGGCGGCAGUGGUUUCAGCGGAUGUCUGACUUCUCGCGGUUUCUACCACCCCGCGAGGCCCCCGGCAUAAGCCAAGGCCUUCUGGACCGCCUGGGACAUUCGCUCGAUGAGAUGGUGCUGUCGUGUCGCUUCUGCGGCCAGGAUUGCAAACCGCAAGAUUUCAUCACCGUGUACACCCGCUAUGGGAAGUGCUAUACGUUCAACUCGGGCAAGGGCGGGCGGCCGCUGCUGACAACGGUGAAAGGCGGCAUGGGGAACGGCCUGGAGAUCAUGCUGGACAUCCAGCAGGAAGAGUACCUUCCUGUGUGGGGCGAAAACGACGAGACUUCGUUUGAGGCCGGGAUUAAGGUGCAGAUCCACAGCCAGGACGAGCCUCCGCUCAUCGACCAACUGGGCUUUGGCGUCUCGCCAGGCUUCCAGACGUUCGUGUCGUGCCAAGAGCAGCGGCUGAUUUAUCUUCCGCCGCCGUGGGGCGACUGUAAGAGCACGCCCAUCUCCUCGGACUUCUUCGAGACGUACAGCAUCACAGCGUGUCGCAUCGACUGCGAGACGCGAUACCUGGUCGAAAAUUGCAAUUGUCGUAUGGUGCACAUGCCCGGAGAUGCCCCCUACUGUACCCCGGAGCAGUACACGGAAUGUGCCCGCCCUGUACUAGACGUCUUGGUGAAGAGGGACAAUGACUUCUGUUUGUGCGAGACGCCAUGCAACAUGACACGCUACGGGAAGGAACUCUCCAUGGUCAAGAUUCCAAGCAAGGCCUCGGCCAAAUACCUGGCCAAGAAGUACAACAAGACAGAGGCGUACAUCGCGGAAAAUGUGUUGGUGCUGGAUAUCUUCUUCGAAGCCUUGAACUAUGAGACGAUUGAGCAGAAAAAGGCUUAUGAGGUGGCUGGACUGCUCGGGGACAUCGGAGGACAGAUGGGCCUGUUUAUUGGGGCCAGCAUUCUGACCAUCCUGGAGAUAUUUGAUUACGUGUAUGAGUUGAUCAGAGACAAAAUCCUCUUCUACUUUCGAGCCAAGAAGAAGCAAAAGACUGAAAGCAAAGACACCUCCCUGCCCAUGACGGGCCCAUGCGAGGCACUGCGUGGCCACAGUGAGAGUGCCGGCUACGCGGCCAGCAUGCUGCCACCUCCGCACCACCACCACCAGCACCACGCCUUGCACCACCACGCCGGCGGCCGGCCCGGCUACGAGGACUUCACCUGCUAGGCGUGGGCCUCGCUCUCUCGCUCCGACGCACGCUCCGCCUCGCCCCACCUGAGCGUGGCUGGCACAGCUCCUGGUGGGGCGUGGGGGGUAAAAUGCUGCGAGGGGUUGGCGCCUGAAGACAGCGGGAGAAGCGAGGGAGGUGCAGCACAGGCGGUGUGGUGGAACGGGCUGCCCGCAAGUCGCUUAAAUGAAUGGCUGCCAACAGGCUUUAUAAGUUCACAAUGUGGCCAUGUUCAGCGGUGGCUGCUGCGAAUAUAGGGCAGAGUGGUUGGGGAGUGUGGAGGGGGGGGGCAAAUUCUGUGUAAAAAUGUAAUUGACGUUUGCCCCAAUUGUAAUCACGUAAACCAUCACUGUUCCACGUGCCAUGUCGGAAAGCCACCUCUGUAGAGGAUAACCCGUGGUGAUAAAGGUUUACCCCAUUUUAUUUUUUUCGCAUUUGGGUACAGUCCACUAAUUCUGUAUGGAGUAGCACAAACGUGCUGCGCUACUGUUAAGUGCGCAGUUAGCGUUGAAGGGACGUUUGUCGUUUUCUACUCCAACAAACUCCAACUCUGCCCAUAGCUUGCGAGGAUCAAACAACCACCGUGGCUCUGUACAAAAUAUAACAUGGCACUGCGCAUGAUGUCCCCAACCACUCCGACCGCCCUCCCUGCGUGCUGAAUUAGCCAAGGACAAUCUUUUGUCAACAGCACCUCAUAUUGUCUUCUCAAGUCUCGCUCGUGCGUACGGAGUGAGUAAUCUCCAUGCGUCAUCUGUCAUCUCACUGAACCGCAGGGACUUUGCCUGGUUAGACUUGACAUUGAACAAAAAAUACAAUGUAUUGAAGUUCUCGCCAAGGUAAUCCUCUUAUAUUUGUUUUUUUAUAUCUUAUCACAAGCAUAAGAUUGCAAAGCUGAUUAGAUUACAUUUUAAGUGGUACCUCUUGCAAAUCUUACAAUUUGUGAAAAGAAAAUGGCACUCGUGUGCCAUUCAUUUUUGUAUUUAUUUGCAAUGCUUAUAGUUUCAAUUUUUCGAAGAAAAAACAUGUUAAUAACAGUCGCAUCCUUCUAUUUUACUUGCACACGUAUCACUUUCUUCUCAAUUGUUGCGCGUAACGUUAUGUAAUUUUCUGCGACACCGUUGUGUAAAAAAAACCAUCGUAACCACUGCCUCACAAAUGUACGCUUCUGCAGUGCAUUCCACAGUGAGACAAAACACAAACUAUCUUCGUGGCACGGGCGUAUCCUUAAUUACAGCAACGUCUCUUAACGAGCCAGCGGCACGGCGAUGGAGAGUCGCUCCCUACGCACAAUGUACACAUGGGCAAGGGGGAGGGGAGGGGGUGUGACUAGGGUUGCCACCUGGAAGGUACAAAAAACGAGAUAUAUCAACGGUAAGAAUAAUAUCUAGAAUACCAGGAGAGGGGAGAACUAUUAUUACGCUGCGGACAAAAUACAGGGAGGGAUAUUCGUGUCCUGAUUAUUUUCUGGACGGAAAAAUCAUGUUCGUGGUUAAACCAGGACAGGUGGGAACCCUCGGGGUGGCUCUUGCGGGCCAUGCGGCUGUAUCCGUGCGCAUCCCAGAUGGUUCGUCGCUGCAUGGUUCAUGUUUUUGGGUGCCAAGGCAGAGCCGCCACCGCCGGCGCCGGCCUGAAUCGCGAUGGAAUUGUCGCAUCGGCCCUGGUUUGCUCAAGUCUGCCUUGCAUUUCGUGAAAUGUGUGUGCCAUGAUUUGAGCCGUGCAGUGUACAGCGAAACAACUUGCAGAGAAAAAAAAAACCCCGAUGAAACCAUCUUGCCGCGAAGUAACAUGGCCUCACCUUUAUUUUGAAGAAAGCUGUGAAAAUGUCCCGUUAAACUUGUUUUAACUGUAUAAUAUUUUGUUGUAUAUUAACUAUUUAGCCGCUGUGAACUAAAUUACGCAAAGUAUGCAGCGCAUUCAAAUGUGUGAGAGAGCAGAGUAAUGUUUUUUUUUGCAUGAAAGAUUGCUGUUGUUUGAAGGGAUACCAUUGAGAUUUACUCUGAAAAGUUAACAAAGUAUACAUUAAAUUUCGAUUUAAA